AUGUCUGAUAACGAGAAGGUUCGCACCUCCGGCGAGGUUGUGCGCGAGCAGACUCUCCCCACUGUCAACCCAGCGUCGGAGAAGCAGGAUGCUCCCAAGGCCGCAUUCCACCCCGCGGUCUAUGUCAGUGUCUGGAUUACUCUCAGUUCCAGUGUUAUCCUGUUCAACAAGUACCUCCUCGACUAUGCCAACUUCCGCUACCCUAUCAUCCUCACAACAUGGCACUUGACCUUUGCUACUAUCAUGACCCAGCUUCUUGCCCGCUUCACCACUGUGCUCGAUGGCCGCAAGUCCGUCAAGAUGACCGGACGGGUUUACCUGCGCGCUAUCGUCCCCAUUGGCCUUAUGUUCAGUCUGUCCUUGAUCUGUGGUAACAUGACUUACUUGUACCUGAGUGUUGCGUUCAUUCAGAUGCUGAAGGCUACCACUCCCGUUGCUGUCCUUAUCGCUACCUGGGGUAUGGGCAUGGCACCCGUCAACUACAAGACCCUUGGAAACGUCUCCAUCAUCGUUGUUGGUGUCGUCAUUGCUUCCUUUGGUGAGAUCAAGUUCGUCAUGAUUGGUUUCCUCUUCCAGCUGGGUGGUAUCGUCUUCGAGGCCACCCGUCUGGUUAUGGUGCAGCGUCUGCUGAGCUCCGCGGAGUACAAGAUGGACCCCAUGGUCUCUCUGUACUAUUUCGCUCCUAUCUGUGCCGUGAUGAACGGUGCCGUUGCUCUCUUCCUUGAGUUCCCCCGUGUCACCAUGGAGCAAGUCUAUGGCGUCGGUAUCUGGAUUUUGCUUGCCAACGCCAUGUGCGCUUUCCUCCUUAAUGUCUCUGUCGUCUUCUUGAUUGGCAAGACUUCGUCUCUGGUCAUGACUCUUUGCGGUGUCCUGAAGGACAUUUUGCUUGUCGCCGCUUCCAUGAUGCUGUGGAACACCCCAGUCACUGCCCUGCAGUUCUUCGGUUACUCCAUUGCUCUGAUUGGUCUUGUCUACUACAAGCUUGGUGGUGACAAGAUCCGCGAGCAGGUCGGUCAGGCCAACCGUGUUUGGGCCGAGUAUGGUAACAACCACCCAGCUCAGCGCAAGUUCAUUAUCUUCGGUGCUGCUGCUCUGAUUUUCUUCCUCUUUAUUGGCUCCAUGGCCCCCAGCUAUGCCCCUGAGUCCGUUGAGCGUGUGAAGGGCGUGCUUGGCGGUGCUACACCCGGCAACUAG
Penicillium angulare is the source of this 1194-nucleotide messenger RNA. RefSeq lists its product as uncharacterized. Gene Ontology annotation, molecular function: antiporter activity. The transcript has 6 exons. Lineage: Eukaryota; Fungi; Ascomycota; Eurotiomycetes; Eurotiales; Aspergillaceae. Bases 1 to 1194 code for a protein of 397 amino acids. The record is from RefSeq and is a predicted model, not a curated record. Gene Ontology annotation, cellular component: Golgi apparatus; trans-Golgi network; endosome.